CCGUACUAUGUAUUAUGGUAGACUACUGCCACACCGUUAUAGUGUUGUGUUUAGUACACACUGUUUAGUACAGUAGUAUAUGUUUGCUAUGGAGCCAUGAUGUUGCGUGUUCAGAUAUAUGAAUACUUUAGUUUGUUGUUGUAAAGGUUUUUUUUUUUUUUUUUUAAUAUAUAUAUAUAUAACAACACAUGAUUUAUUUCUCUGUUUUGCUGUCGACAAAGGCAAGUUAAAUGCAAGCAACGGGCAAACAGGUUCCUGAUGAUCUUAGCUGAUAUUCCAUCCAGGUCAAGUCUCUGAUUGUUUAUAAUUAAAACCCAGUUUCCCCUGUGUGCGAAUCAUCCUACAGAUACCUUACUGAAAUAAUUCCUAGCACACUUAUCUUAUAACCAUGAAACUGAAAGAACUGGAGAGUUGCCUUCAGCAAGUGGACGGGUUUAAUAAACCGAAGAUCCUCCUUGAACAAUAUCCCACUGGGCCACAUAUAGCAGCUUGCAUGCUCUACACCAUGCACAACACAUUUGGUGACAUUAAGAACAAAGUGGUUGCUGAUCUGGGUUGUGGAUGUGGAGUGCUCAGUAUAGGAGCCGCUGUCUUGGAUGCAGGACUGUGUGUAGGAUUUGAUAUUGACAGUGAUGCACUAGACAUCUUUAAAGGAAACGUAGAGGAAUUUGAGCUGCCAAACAUUGACAUGGUCCAGUGUGAUGUCUGCUCUGUUGAAUCAUUAUACACAAAUAAAUUUGACACCGUGAUCAUGAAUCCUCCGUUUGGUACAAAACACAAUCAAGGCAUAGAUAUGCAGUUUCUCAAGACAGCCCUUUCUAUGUCAAGGGGAGCAGUUUACUCACUUCAUAAAACUUCUACUCGACAUCAUAUACAGAAGAAAGCGAGUGACUGGAAUGUGAAAAUGGAGGUUAUCGCAGAACUUCGGUAUGAUCUCCAAGCAUCUUACAAGUUUCAUAAAAAGAAAUCGGUUGAUAUCCAGGUGGACUUCAUUCGAUUCACCCCAAUGUAAAAAAUUUAGCUGAAAUAAUUUUUUAAUAACUUUCCUUUGACACUUUUUCUAAAGCGGAUUUUAAAAUGUUGCACAUUUGCCUUAGUAUUUCUUAAUACGCGAUACUUUCUGACUAUCUACAGAAGAUCUCAUAAAAACAGUUAUUUGUAGUUCCAGUGGUUUCCCACUAGAUGGCACUGUUGGAAUUGACGUUCCUUGCUUAUCUUGCCUGGUACUCAUUUUUUUGCCGAUUUUUUUUUCAAUGUACAAUAAUGAUACUGAAUAAAAACAACUGCAAUUGUAUAUAAACCUUUAUACACUUGUAUAGAGACACUAAACAUAAAAUUGAUGUUAACUGUAUUUGGAAAAACAUUCCGAAUAAAUGUGUGAAAAAUUAUGAGUAUAGCAAGUGUAGAGUGUAAAUUCAUAGUGCUCAAAGUGUUUUCUCAUUUGGAUUCCAAAAGUCUAUUUAAAAAAUAUAGAACUAACUACAGGUUGAUCUUAUACAAAAAUAAAAAAUGUAUAUUUGUCACAUACACAGUAUAAUAUGCAGUGAAUUGCUUAUAUGACCCCCUGUGACCUAAAAUUUAAAAAGAAAAUGGAGUAUUAAAAAAAAAAUUAAAUAAGAGAAAAUUUGUCAGAAAUAUGUCUGAUUUUGUCCAGGUA
Molecule: messenger RNA, 1657 nt
Organism: Clarias gariepinus (North African catfish)
Lineage: Eukaryota; Metazoa; Chordata; Actinopteri; Siluriformes; Clariidae
Gene: mettl5
Product: methyltransferase 5, N6-adenosine
Exons: 8
Coding region: 389-1012 (207 amino acids)
Biological process (GO): rRNA methylation
Molecular function (GO): nucleic acid binding; rRNA (adenine-N6-)-methyltransferase activity
Source: RefSeq, a predicted model, not a curated record